Molecule: messenger RNA, 3773 nt
Organism: Myripristis murdjan (pinecone soldierfish)
Lineage: Eukaryota; Metazoa; Chordata; Actinopteri; Holocentriformes; Holocentridae
Gene: gpbp1l1
Product: GC-rich promoter binding protein 1-like 1
Exons: 12
Coding region: 1853-3337 (494 amino acids)
Biological process (GO): DNA-templated transcription; positive regulation of DNA-templated transcription
Cellular component (GO): nucleus
Molecular function (GO): DNA binding; RNA binding
Source: RefSeq, a predicted model, not a curated record
GCGUACGUAACGGGACAGUCGUGUACCACAAUUAUCCCGACGUUUAUUGAAGAUGACCUCGUUGAAGCAUAAUGUAGAGUUGUCGUUUUUUGUACUUAUAUGGGAUACUGUUUUACAUUCGCUGUGCUAGUUAGAUACCGUCGCGGCCGCAAACACACCGCGGAACCUCAGUGAGUUGCAUAAUCACAGCAGAACUUGAACGCACCGCCACUUGGCUAUUCGAAUCCCUCAGUGCCAGCGCCAGUGGUAAGCGCUCCUAAAAACCCAAACAAACAUCAAUAGCCGCUAAAUCAAGAGGUGGGUCGUCGUGAGGAACCGCAGUCUCUCGGUGAAUGAUGGCAGAUUGUAUAUCCCUUUGAACCGCACUCCAUCAAGACCCUCUGGCUCAAGAGAAGGUCCUGUCUGCCCCUGUGCAGAUAUCCCUAAACCAUCAGCAAGAGAAUCAGGAAACAAUUGGCUUAGCUGCACUGAAGCUUCCCCCUGUGUUAGAGAAUCUCAUUCUGGAUGAAAAGGAAAGAUCCAGUUGACAUAUUUUGGGUCUGUGCUUUUUUGCAACCAUUUUUUUGUUGAAGAAAAAAAAAGAAGCUGAUUGUCUUCAUCAAGGCUGUCCUUUUGGAAAAGUUAAGUUUGGCCUGUUCUUAAAGGAUUUUGAUGCAUUUUUAGGCGCUGAAGACAUUUUGUUCGUUUCCUGCUCAUCUGUCAGAGCUCACUUAUCUAUGAAAUCUGAACUAAUCUCCACUUCUGCUUCAAUCAAACGACCCCAGAUAAUCCAGUGGGCAUUUAACAAACGUGAAUGUAAAACGGAUGAAGACAACGACGGCAUUAUAAUGCAUCGUCCCACGGUAUCCCAGUUUCACUAGCUGAGACCGAAGAUGACGGCAAUGUAACAUUGGGCUUUACUUCUUUCACUGUCAUGUGACUUUGAAACUUAGAGCGUUAUUUUCUUCAAACUCAGACAGUCUUUUCACCAGUUUAAUGAGGUGAGCAGUGGUUCUCAGUGACCUCCAUUGCAAACAAAAGACUGUCUCUGAACUUAUUUCUCUUUCCUGCACGCAUUUUGUCUGAACUUACAAUGAUUCGGUAAAAGGAGGCUCGAAGUGAAAACAUACUGGCACACAGUGUGGCAGGAGAAGACCUGGAAUCUCUUUUCCCCCUCUGUCUGGUGUCAUAGUGGAACUGCCACAGGGACUGCUCUCCAUGCUCCAGUGCAGACUACUUCCACAGACUACUUCCUUGUAUUGAUAAUAGACAACCUGGCUCUGCCUCACCGUUUGGACAAAUCCAGCUGUCAAUUCACUUUGCCAAUCAGCACACAGACCAAUCAGGUUUUGUGAUUCAGUCCAAACAAAGAGAGCAAAUGAUUCAAAUAAGUUAGUGAGAAAUUUGUUCUCCUUGAAUAAAGGUACCUGGACAAGUUGGUGGUAACAGUAGCUCACAAAAUCCUCUAGUAACGUCGCUCGCUUGGGAAUCCAGUUUAAAAAAGGAACAGCUGCCCCUCUUAGACCUCCUCGCUUCUGCUUCAAAAUCAACUUCCCGCUCGCCCAGUCCUCUGGAUCACCAUUCCAGAUCAUUCCUGCAACCUUUUGACUCAUCUCCCAGUGUUCCACCCUGGACGAGGGGAUCUGCCCCUGGGGAAAAGGGCUGUGCUGUCCUGGCGGAGGUGGAGAAGGGGUUGGCAGUGUGGUGCUCCCCAUCUGUCAGUGCACGCACUCUGUGAUCAGUGCCAGCGGGCCUGAGGAACCAAGCCCAGCCGGACCGAGAGAGGAGGCAGAGGACUUCAGAGCCACAGACUCUGGGAUCCUGGCCAUGAGGUUUGACGCCUCGAUCCACUGACCGGAAACACUGGACCUAAAUGGCGCAGCAUGACUUUGUCCCUGCCUGGCUUAACUUCUCCACACCCCAGCCUGCCAAGUCCCCUGCCGCCAACCUUGAGAAACAAGGUGAGCCCCACCACCACAGAGACAGCAGAACUGCUGUGAGCCGCCGCCGCCACAACUCCUCUGAUGGCUUCUUCAACAACGGGCCCCUGCGUGCUCCAGCAGGUGAUGGAUGGCAGCAGCCCUCUCUGCUUCUGAGGCACGACUCGGUGGACUCCGGGGUGGCCAAAGGGGGGCAUGGUGGGCUGGCAGGGGGUUCAUGUUGGAAGGAAGCGCCCAGCUGGCACGGAGCUCCACGGGGGGCCCAAGACGGUCACCAUCACCAGGGACGCCACCCUAAACGGGGAGGGGGCGACAGGGACAGGCAGGGGGGGCACCGGCAGCGCAAUGGCAACUUCCAUCCCCGCAAGGGCGCCCCGUACCAGGACAAGUUCCCUAACGAGGAACGCAAGGACGACAAGCUCAAGUUUGUGGAAGAGGACUUUCCCUCCCUCAACCCUGAAACAACUGGAAAGCCGGGGACCCAGAUGCGAGCAGUGGCUCCCCACGCUGGAGUUUGGGAAAACCCUCCUAGUGGCAAACAGAUGGUGUCCAAAAUGCUGGUUAUCAAGAAGGUUUCCAAGGAGGACCCAAGCACGGCCUUCUCUGCAGGGUUCGCCAGUGCUGGCGCCCUGCCCACCAAUGGCAGCAAAGCUCCCAUAGCAGGCUCCAGUGUCUACAAGAACCUGGUCCCCAAGCCUGCUGUGGCCCCCACCAAGAGCACCCAGUGGAAACCCAGCGGUAGAGAGGUCACCAAGUCUGGCCUUCACAUGCCAGGCCGAGAUUCAGUCUUCACCAGCCCUGUCUCUGCAGCCAAACCCAGCACCCCAACCAGUGUACCACCACACAGCACCCCGAAAGAGCAGCACUCUUCCAGCACGACUCCUCCCAUAGACAUUGCCCCGUCAAGGCUGAAGCUGAUGCGUCGCGGCCCGGACCGUAAGAGUGAGUUCCUGCGAGCUCUGAAGGACGAGGGCACAGGAGAGCUGACGACAAGCAGCAGCCCAGGAACAUCGGGAGAGGGUGAAAGCAGCACCCCCGAGCCCAAACCUUACAGCGAGGAAGUGUGCCAUGAGAAUGGCCUGUCCUACUCCCUCAGUGACUCAGACACUGAACACCUGUCCAGCUCCCUGGAAGCAGAGCACAGGUUGCUGAAGGCCAUGGGCUGGCAGGAAUACCCAGAAAACGAUGACAACUUCCUGCCUCUGACAGAGGAUGAGCUGAGAGAGUUCCAGACUAAAACUGAACAGUUGAAGAGGAAUGGUGUGCAGAGGAACGGGGUUCUCCCGAGGGCACGGGGUGUCACCCUCCACUUCACCCCCUGGAGGAGUGUGGCGGAGGCGCAUGUCGAAGAGGGCUCGGAGUCUGAAACCAGUAGCAGCAGCCAGACGUCCGACGAUGACGACUGCAUCAAAUCCUAACGUGGCUUUACGGAACAAAAAGAAAAAAGAAACCCCAACACAACAGCCAACACCACAGCCCAGCAAGCAAUCCCCCCUCCUCCUCUCAUCUUUGUUUUUAGAGCACCAUUUCGACUUUUUUUUUUGUUGUCGUUCUUGCACAAGGGAAAAACCAAUCAUAUCCCAGUGAAGGGGGAGAUUCCUGCUCCGCCAGACGUCUUUUUCCCUGCGUUUCCUCCUUCACUGCAGUCCCUGCCCUCUUUGACCCCCUUCCCCUUCUUCCUUUUUCUUCCUCGCUUUGUGGAACUGAAGUGUUCAUCAAGAAAAGAAGGGCAAUGAAUGCACACACGAUUCUGCUUUAAACAGACUAACUCAUUUCAUUGAUGAUGCUGAUGACACAUUAUUAAUGAUAUUAAUAAAAAUUGGUUCCUGACAAGCUGAGAUGUUUCAAUAUGAA